AUAUAAUUUGUUGUAACUUUUAUUUAACAAAAAGCAAGUAGGAUUUGAAUUGAAAUAAGUUUUUGGAAAACAUUAAAUUUUUGGUACAAGCUUUUAUCGCUGACUGUACUUUUCUUAUCACAUGCAACUAGUGCUCAUCAAGACAAUUCUAAAAACCCUAAACACAAUUAGGUUGUGUUAUCGAUCACAGAGUUCCUUAAGCCACGUCCUGUCUCCAUCAUCAGAUCAGCUUGAUGGUACCAUAAUAUUGCAUUGUCACCCGACUUACAUAUGUAUGCAAACUUUCAGCUUCAUCGGAAAUCGGGAAGUGGGUCAAAUUUAACUUGCAAGAUUUGGCCCUUACAUACAUAGGUUCAUUGCAAGUUAAAUAAAAGCUUGUAAAAAAUACUUACAUAAAUAGAAAACAUACUGCUGCUUCGUAUGCAGGAUCACUACCUACUAGGCUAGGCCGUCAAGAUAGAACUAGGUACAGACAUAAACAAACUUAAAGCACAGUACCCUCUUUUCUUCACUCGGUCAAACAUGUAGUAAGCCAAUGAACUUGAAAUUGUCAUAUCAACCCGUCCAGACACCAGUUAUCUUCAUAAUAACUCACGGGCAUAAUCAGAUAACUCCACGACUAUAACUCAUUCGUCUCCCGUCCGUCGGUUCAAUCGGUCCUAGUCAAUAUCGAAAGGUCCUUACAGACCGUAUCUGCUAGUAUCUUCGAUGUACAAAAUAAACGAAAUGUUGCUACGGCUAUUCCAUGUGUCUGCCGCGUCGCUGUUCUGGUAUACUGCGUGGUAUGACCAGAACUUCAUAAAUGUACCUUUCCCGAAUGAGAAGUAUGCGCAAUAUGCUUUGAAAGGGAGAGUUACUUUCCUGACGUUCUGGUGUUUGGUACUGCAAACACUCUAUUUCACCGUCUCCGUUCUGAAUGACUACAUCGGCACUAAUGUAGAUAACCCAAAGCAGAACUUCAUCUUACGCUCCAUCAAGGACAAGCUGUUCAUCCUCGCCUUCCCCGUCGCCCUCUACGUUACCUCGUUCUUCUGGGGCAUCUACGCCAUCGACAAAGAACUCAUUUUCCCUGACUGGAUCGCGAAGCUUAUCCCCUCAUGGGUCAACCACACCAUGCAUUCUUUAGUUCUUCUCUUCAUCGUUUUAGAAUUAAUCAUAAAUUACAGGAGAUACCCGUCUAGGUCUGUUGGGUACUCGAUCGUCGUUUGUUUCAAUUUUAUAUAUACGUUUUGGUUCCAUUGUGUUUACUAUCAGACUGGGGUUUGGGUGUACCCUAUUUAUGGUGUGUUGAACUGGCCGGCUAGGAUAGGGCUUCAACUGGCCAGUACUACUUUAGCGCUUGGAUUUUACGUGCUGGGUGAGAAGCUGAAUGAAUUUGUGUGGACGAAAGUUGAUAAGCAGAAGGUGAAAAGCAAAUGAAUAAUUUAUUUUAUUAAAUGGAAGUAUAAUUUAAAAACUAAAAGUCCCAAAGACAUGCAUAUACUGUAGAUAAUUUAAGAAAGAAAGGUUGUUUGUUGAAGACCGAGCUGGCCUAUGAAGUCUAUGGUCCUGGGUUCGAAUCCCGGUAAGAGCAUUUAUAUCUGUGAUGAGCCCAGAUAUUUGUUCCUGAGAAAUGGGUGUUUUAAAUGUAUUUGUAUGGGCCAGUGGGCAAGAAACAGAAUCUCCUCGGGCAGAACUGUUGCAAAAGUGUCCAGCUGUCAGCUAUAAUCAUAGUUCCAAAUCUCUCCAGAGUAGCGCAAGAGUAGCUAAGAACCUAGGCGUUAUUGACGGACUGAAGUGCGCUGUCUAUGAUUAGAUUUUUUUCUCAAGUAUUCUAGGUAUUGUAGCGCCACCUAUUUAUCGUUGAGAGAUUGAUGGAGAU
Messenger RNA from Cydia pomonella (codling moth), 1861 nucleotides. Its product is annotated as androgen-induced gene 1 protein-like. The transcript is spliced from 2 exons. Lineage: Eukaryota; Metazoa; Arthropoda; Insecta; Lepidoptera; Tortricidae. The coding region runs from base 709 to 1419 and encodes 236 amino acids. The record is from RefSeq and is a predicted model, not a curated record. Gene Ontology annotation, cellular component: endomembrane system; membrane.